Durio zibethinus is the source of this 1627-nucleotide messenger RNA. Its product is annotated as RING-H2 finger protein ATL64-like. The record is from RefSeq and is a predicted model, not a curated record. NCBI's taxonomy places the organism in Eukaryota, Viridiplantae, Streptophyta, Magnoliopsida, Malvales, Malvaceae. Gene Ontology annotation, molecular function: ubiquitin protein ligase activity. Gene Ontology annotation, biological process: protein ubiquitination.
CGAUCCAGUUGCUUUACUUUAAUCUAACUUUAAGCCACGUGUUUUCGCCCUUUUUCCUUCAAAUUUUCUUAAUGCUUAUUAUUUCCAUUUUUUCUAAAAUGAAAGAUUCUUGGGAUUGUCGACCACCGUCCUUCUGAGCUGUGACUUACACGAUUGCACCCGAAGGUCACCCACUCGGGCCCUCCCCCUACCUCUCUCCUUUAUUCCAAUGCUUACACGCCGACAAAAUCCAACAAAGCAAUCCACUAUCUCCCCCCUCUUGGCUGGCCCCCUUCUAUGAUAAAAGUCCUCGGACGCUCCUCUAACUCUUCCCCUUUCUUUUUAUUUCCUCUUUGCUAAUCACUUUGCUUUUCCCUUCAUUGUUCUUUCUUUGUUUCCAUGAGUUUCUUUGUAGAGGAUCCAGGGCUAAUUGCAACCCAUCUUCUAUACAAAACAGCUGUUGUUUUAGCAGUGUUAAGAUGGGUCUUGUCUUGGGCUCUUAGGUUUAAAGACAUAAGCUGCUUCUUCACCAAUAGUUUUUCAUCUCACUCCCAAAACAACUCUUCUUCUUCUUCUUCCUCAGUUUCUUCACAAAUGAUGGGAGACAGUCUGGUACUGACAACCUUUGAAGAUGCUAAAGAAAGGGUGACUUGUGUUUCUGACACGUGUGCAGUUUGCUUGGGUCGGCUGAAGGAAGGUGAUGAGGUCCGAGAACUUACUAACUGCUGCCACGUGUUCCAUAAAGAUUGCAUUGACAGAUGGGUUGACUAUGAUCAAGAUCACGACCAUGAUUUUGAUCAUGAUCAUAACAACGAUCAUGAAGAUAAUCACAAGACUUGCCCACUUUGUAGGGCCCCUUUACUCACUUUUUCUCAUAGCUUGGACUGGCCUAAGAAUGAACCCAGCUGGGCCGUUGAGCGGCUACUCUACUUAUUUGGGGAUGAUCUCCUUCCUUGAUCCACUAAAUUUUCUAUAAAUUUUUUCCCUCUUUUCACAUAUUGUUUGCUCAUUUGAUCAUUGAAAUAGAGCUUAGCACAAUAAUUAUUGUAUAUUUAGCAGUCAGUUGAUAGUUUGGGCAUGAUCAAUUUUGUUCUUUGGGGUAGGCCACAAAGUAGAGAAACAAAACAGUCAAGUGGUCUAAACUCUAUAAGCUUGACCCUCGGAGUAGCUGAAUACAUAAAACCUAAAACCUUUGACAAAUGUGUCUUCUUUUAACUUACCCAUUUUCUUAAAGUUUCAAACAACCAUACUUUCUUUUUGCUCCCAAUUAUGGUAAUUUAUGUUGAUUCCGCCACAUCAUCAUUGGGCAUGUAGACGAUGAGCUUCCCACUCUUUAAUUAAUAAUCAACAAAAAAAUAAAAAUAGACCAAAAGUAAAUACCUAAAACUUUAGUCAGAAGGAGUUUUUCACGAGUGAGUGAGUUGGGAUCUUUGGUCAAAGGAAAGUUUCGAUUGAUAAUUUUUGAGUUUAAGUGGUAGUUAUUAUUAUCAUUUUUUUUAAUCUGGCUUUCUCUUGGCCGCACAUAAUAAUUCACUUUAUAUAAAGUUUUUCUUUUUAUUAUUUUCUAAAUAGUACCUGCUUUAGUUCAAGACUUUAAUUAAUGAGUUAAAUUAACUGCUAAGGAAGUAUACAAAAAUUUAGCGGACCA